AUGAGCAAGCUCAAAGUAUCGAGCUCCGAAUUGGAUUUCGAUCGACCCAACAUCGAGGAUUACCUUCCUUCCGGAUCCAUUCAAGAGUCUCACGCCAAGCUCCGCCUGCGUGAUUUGCUCGAUAUUUCUCCGACUCUAACAGAGGCGGCUGGUGCCGUUGUUGAUGACUCUUUCACAAGAUGCUUCAAGUCUAAUCAUCCAGAGCCAUGGAACUGGAACAUAUACUUGUUUCCUUUGUGGUGCCUGGGAGUUUUUGUCAGAUAUGGGUUCCUCUUCCCACUGAGCUUUUUUGUUGCAUCGUGGACUGGGGUUGUCAAAUACCACGGUCCACAUCCAAGCAUUCGACCGAAGCAGGUUUUUGUGGCUAAUCACACUUCCAUGAUUGAUUUUAUUGUUUUAGAACAAAUGACGGCAUUUGCAGUGAUAAUGCAGAAGCAUCCUGGGUGGGUUGGUCUAUUGCAGAGCACUAUUUUGGAAAGUCUAGGAUGUAUCUGGUUCAAUCGAUCAGAGGCCAAGGAUCGUGAAAUUGUUGCCCGAAAGCUAAGGGAACAUGUCCAUGGGGCUGAUAAUAAUCCUCUCCUUAUAUUUCCUGAAGGAACUUGUGUGAAUAACCACUACACAGUGAUGUUUAAGAAGGGUGCAUUUGAACUUGGCUGCACAGUCUGUCCAAUUGCAAUCAAGUAUAACAAGAUCUUUGUCGAUGCCUUUUGGAACAGCCGAAAGCAGUCCUUUACAACACACUUGUUGCAGCUUAUGACAUCAUGGGCUGUUGUUUGUGAUGUGUGGUACCUGGAGCCUCAGAACCUUAAACCUGGUGAAACACCGAUUGAAUUUGCUGAGAGGGUGAGGGACAUUAUUUCCAUGCGAGCGGGUCUAAGGAAGGUACCAUGGGAUGGGUAUUUGAAGUACUCUCGUCCCAGUCCAAAGCAUCGUGAACGAAAGCAACAAAGCUUUGCAGAAUCAGUCCUCCAUCACCUGGAAGAGAUAUAG
Molecule: messenger RNA, 990 nt
Organism: Striga hermonthica
Lineage: Eukaryota; Viridiplantae; Streptophyta; Magnoliopsida; Lamiales; Orobanchaceae
Source: the annotation of a GenBank genome assembly